GAAGUUGAAGUCGGCCGCGUGCCGCCAUCUUUUAGUAGAACUUCACUUGCGUUAGCAUUCUUUUACUGUCUAUGUGAAAUGCGGGCUGAAUUCGGCUGCUGUGUCGUUCACGUGAGUUGUUUAGAUAUCCAAAUAAUAUUAUUUUGACCGUGUCCGCACACAUUAUAGCCGGUUUGUGGGCUUAUCUGGACAACUUGCCAAAACGUCAGUUUUCACACACAGUUGCUUGCUGCCCAAAAUCCUUAUACAUUAAUAUAACGUUACAUUGGGUCUAUUACUGUUACUAUGGACGAAUCUAACCGAGCCUCUUCAUACCUGGACGAGCCAGCAAACAGUCGGCUGUUUCUCGUUACAAGUAAAUCCAUAACAGAAGAGGUCAUACGGGAACAUUUCUCAGCUUUCGGGGAGAUCCAGGACAUACGGGUGGUGAGGGACAAGCAGACGAAAGAGUCGAAAGGAGUGUCGUAUGUGAAGUUCGCGAAAUCGUCGCAAGCCUGCACUGCGAUGGAGGAGAUGCACGGCCGAUGCCUGGCCGAGGGCACCAAACCCAUCAAGGUCUUCAUCGCUCAGUCCAGAUCUUCUGGCAACCACCGAGAUGUGGAGGACGAGGAGCUCACCAGGAUCUUUGUCAUGAUCCCCAAAUCCUUCUCCGAGGAGGACUUAAAAGACACAUUUAAGGUGUAUGGAGAUAUAGAGUACGCUAUUAUCAUCAGGAAUAAGACCACAGGUGAAAGCAAAGGUCUGGCUUACGUGAGAUUCCACAAACCUUCUCAAGCCGCCAAAGCCAUAGAAAACUGUGACAAAACUUUCAGGGCUAUUUUAGCGGAGCCCAGAACCAAAAAUGCGUCAAUGGACAACGACUAUUUCAGCAACCCCAGAGCGGAGCACUCUGGAAGCGAUCCAGGCUCCAGCUCUUACACGUUUGCACACGAGUCCAGCAGCUACUCCACAGGGGACGCGUGGAGCUCGGAGGUCAUCACGCAGUGCCUGCUGGUGUCCUCACGGGCCGCCGUCACGAAGGAGCAGAUCUGCAGUCUGUUCGACCUGAUCCCGGGGAUUGAUUUCUGUGAGAUGCAGAGAGAUCAACACGGCUUCAGCAAAGGUCAGGUGCUGGUGCGCUAUAAUAACCUGGGCUCAGCGGUUUAUGCUAAAGAGAAGCUGAAUGGGUUUGAGUAUCCACCUGGUAACCAUCUCUCUGUAACCUACAUAGACGAUGGAGAGGACAGGACGAGUGCCGUGGGGAAGAUGGCGAUGCAGCUCGUGGCCGCUCAGGUGAUGUCUAUGGUGUGGAACGGCCCUUCUGCUGCAGAGCUAAUGAAGACUAGCGCGGGCUACACAGCACCGGCUGUAGCUCCGAAAGCACGUGUGCAGACAGAUGUACCUCUGCCUCCUCUGAAGAAGAUGGCGGCGUCUGACAGCGUGGUGAGGGAGAGGCUUUUCGUCAUCUUCAACCCCUCGCCUCUGCCUAUGGAUGUGCUGGAGGACGUCUUCUGUCGUUUCGGUUCCCUGAUAGACUUUUACUUGGUCCCGGGCCGGAAUGUGGGAUAUGCGAGGUAUGCAGACUGGAAACCUGCUUACAAUGCCAUAGCACUGCUGCACGGUAAAGUGAUUAACGGCGUCAAGAUGAAGGUCUUGCUGGCAGACCCACCGAAAGAGGAAUCUCACAAACGCCAGAGAACGUACUGACCUCUGACCUCACCACAGACACAGAGGUUUAGAUGACAUGACGCAUGACCCCGACAUGACAGGACACGACCUCAUAACGACGGACACUGACUGCUGUUUUAAGGUCUUUAAUUGCAAAGAAAGUGUUUUUACUUUUUACUUUUUUUUGUUCUUGUCUGCUGUAGCCAACUGCCAGCAGUUGAGGCACAUUAAACACUCACAGUUUUCAUCGCAUUUAAUUUUGACAAAUUGUAUGUUUGUUUGUUUUUUUUUGUUACACAUUGUCAUACAGCUUUUGACAUAAGGUUGAGUAUAUGACUGAACCAUUUCUUGUUUGAGUGAACUUUCCGAUUUAACAGAGGUGACAAAGCUUCAGAAGAGUUCAUGCAUGACCUCUGUAUGUUCCUGAUGUGUAUGCAAAUAAAAAGAAUUUGACAAAUUAA
This is a messenger RNA of Carassius gibelio (silver crucian carp), 2108 nucleotides long. RefSeq names its product RNA-binding protein 45-like. The record is from RefSeq and is a predicted model, not a curated record. Gene Ontology annotation, molecular function: RNA binding. The transcript is spliced from 10 exons. Lineage: Eukaryota; Metazoa; Chordata; Actinopteri; Cypriniformes; Cyprinidae. Bases 286 to 1686 code for a protein of 466 amino acids.